Messenger RNA from Phaethon lepturus (White-tailed tropicbird), 1179 nucleotides. Its product is annotated as mediator of RNA polymerase II transcription subunit 12-like protein. The transcript has 9 exons. Lineage: Eukaryota; Metazoa; Chordata; Aves; Phaethontiformes; Phaethontidae. The record is from RefSeq and is a predicted model, not a curated record. The annotation marks the transcript as partial.
UGAAGCAAGACAUCAGCUGAAGAAGAUAACCAAAGACAUCCUCAAAAUUCUGAAUAAGAAGAGUACUACUGAAAUGGGUGUUGGGGAUGAAGGGCAAAAAGCCAGGAAGACCAAGCAAGAAGCGUUUCCAACCCUAGAGACCGUGUUCACAAAACUACAGCAGCUGUCCUAUUUUGAUCAACAUCAGGUGACAUCUCAGAUCUCCAGUAACGUUCUGGAACAGAUAACUAGUUUUGCCUCAGGAACUUCGUAUCAUCUUCCCUUGGCUCACCAUAUACAACUCAUCUUUGAUCUCAUGGAGCCAGCACUGAAUAUCAAUGGGCUUAUAGACUUUGCAAUACAGGUUGUGUGGGGUGGUAAAGCACGUCGUUAAUCCCUCAGAGUGUUCCUCCCCAGAAAGGUGCAUUUUAGCUUACCUCUAUGAUCUGUACGUGUCCUGUAGUCACCUGAGAAGCAAGUUUGGAGACCUCUUCAGUGCCUGUUCUAAGGUGAAGCAAACGAUAUACAGCAAUGUUCAGCCUUCAAAUUCCAAUUUACUGUGGGACCCAGAGUUCAUGCUAGAUUUUAUCGAGAAUCCUUCUGCUCACAGCAUUAACUACUCGAUGCUGGGCAAGAUCCUGAGUGAUAACGCAGCCAACCGCUACAGCUUUGUCUGCAAUGCGCUAAUGAACGUCUGCAUGGGGCACCAAGAUGCAGGAAGGAUUAAUGACAUAGCAAACCUUUGCGCAGAGCUGACGGCAUGCUGCACGGUGCUUAGCUCAGAGUGGUUAGGGGUCGUAAAAGCUCUUUGCUGCUCUUCAAAUCAUGUCUGGGGUUUCAAUGAUCUGCUCUGCAGUGUGGAUGUGAGUGACCUGUCGUUCCAUGAUUCCCUGGCCACUUUCAUUGCUAUAUUGAUAGCCCGGCAGUGCUUUUCUCUGGAAGAUGUAGUUCAGCAUGUUGCACUACCUUCUCUUCUUGCAGCUGCCUGUGGAGAUCCGGAUGCGGAGCCUGGGGCGAGGAUGACCUGUCGGCUACUCCUGCACCUCUUCAGGACACCCCAGGGCUGCCUCUUUCCCCAGGGAACAGGGAAGUUAUUUCCUGGAAUUCGUUCUUCUUGCGAUCGUCACCUCUUGGCUUCUGCUCAUAACAGUAUAGAAGUGGGAGCAGUGUUUGCAGUCUUAAAAGCAAUUUUGAUGCUUG